GGGUGAUGAUUUCGCCAUCCUAGGGAAAAAGGACAUCGUACACCGGAAUCUAAUAGGAAACGGGUGAGAAGCAGUAAGAUCAGCUCUCUGUUAAACAUGGGUCUCCACUUUGGAAACUUGGCCAAGGUCAGGCAUGUAAUCACCUACAGUUUAUCCCCCUUUGAGCAGAGGGCUUUCCCCAACUACUUCUCCAAGGGAAUCCCCAACGUGUGGAGAAGGUUCACCGCUUCUUUCUUCAAAAUCGCCCCCCCAAUGACUCUCAUGUACUUGACAUACAGCUGGGGCAACAACACCUACAUGCAGGGCAAGAGGAAGAAUCCUUCUGACUACCAGAAUGACGAAUAAACUCCUGAACUCCUGCCAGCUUUCUGACAGCCUCUCUCUGUUAAUUUCAAAUCUGUACGUUUCACCAAUAAAGAUGAAAAAUAUAUAUAUGUAA
Scomber scombrus (Atlantic mackerel) is the source of this 439-nucleotide messenger RNA. RefSeq names its product cytochrome b-c1 complex subunit 8 (gene uqcrq). Gene Ontology annotation, biological process: mitochondrial electron transport, ubiquinol to cytochrome c. Bases 97 to 345 code for a protein of 82 amino acids. Lineage: Eukaryota; Metazoa; Chordata; Actinopteri; Scombriformes; Scombridae. The transcript has 3 exons. The record is from RefSeq and is a predicted model, not a curated record.